Molecule: messenger RNA, 2447 nt
Organism: Girardinichthys multiradiatus
Lineage: Eukaryota; Metazoa; Chordata; Actinopteri; Cyprinodontiformes; Goodeidae
Product: gastrula zinc finger protein XlCGF57.1-like
Exons: 2
Coding region: 105-1796 (563 amino acids)
Biological process (GO): negative regulation of transcription by RNA polymerase II
Cellular component (GO): nucleus
Molecular function (GO): DNA-binding transcription repressor activity, RNA polymerase II-specific; RNA polymerase II transcription regulatory region sequence-specific DNA binding
Source: RefSeq, a predicted model, not a curated record
UGCACACCUACAGAUUCAUGCCAACCACCAUCAAACACCAGAAGAAGAAGAAGAAGCGUGCUUUAAAGUCUCGGUGUUAGAGGUAACGUCACUAAUCUGCAGCAAUGAUGUCUUAUAUUCAGUCCAAGAGAGAUUUGGCCAAAAAGCAUCAGGCACCUUCUGAAGAAACAUUGAGAGAGUUCAAAGAAAUCGUCAUCAAGUCUGAGGAAGAGGACGAUGUUCAGAGCGGACUGCAGGAGUUCACCCGGACAGCCCAGAUAAAUUUACACCGAACAGACUUUCCCAAAUAUUUUAUCUCUAAGGAAGACAAGGUUCCCACUGACCAACAGCUCUAUUAUCAGGAGAGGAACGGUAAUGUGGCCCAGGAGGAACCAGAACAUCUGCAGAUAAAAGAGGAGCAGGAUGAACUAGAACAUCCACAAACAACACAGGACCUACAGAAGCUAGAACAUCAACAUAAAAAGCAGGAAGAGCAAGAAAUCUGCAUCAGUCAGGAUGAAAAGCAGUUUGUGCCGAAGCAGGAGACUGAUACCUUCAUGUUGACACCAGCUAAUGAGGAAACAUGCCACAUCGAACCAGAGCCAAAUGGAACCCAAGUGGUCUUUCAGGGUGCUUCGGAAAGUGAGAACCAGGAUGAUGCAGAAAGCAAUCCUAAAGACUCUGUACCAAAGAGGGAUGAAGAGCCAAAACAGAUUAAUAGCUGUCAGAAAACCAUACAGGAUGAUGAAGGUUCUGACAGUUCUCAACUGAAAAAAUACAAGAAAACUCACACAGAUAAGAAGCUGUAUUCUUGUAAAAUUUGUAAUAGAUUUUUUUCUCAAAGUAGUCACUUGACCAAACAUUUGAGAACUCACACAGGUGAGAAGCCUUUCUCAUGUAACACCUGUGGGCAAAGUUACAGUCAAAAGACUGGCUUAAUUUAUCACAUGAGAACUCACACUGGUGAGAAGCCAUACCUGUGUAUGACCUGUGGAAAACGUUACCGUCAAAAAAAUAAUUUAACAGUUCACGUGAGGAGUCACACGGGUGAGAUGCCUUUCACGUGCAUUACUUGUGGAAAGCGUUUCUCUAAGAAAAGCUGUUUUGCAUUUCACAUGAAAAAUCAUUCAGGAGAGAAGCCUUUCUCAUGUGUGACCUGCGGAAAAAGCUACUGUCAAAAAAGUAAUUUAAAAGUCCACAUGCGAAUUCACUCAGGUGAUAAGCCUUUCUCAUGUAUGAUCUGUGGAAAAAGUUACAGUCAAAACAGUGGUUUAACUUAUCAUAUGAGAAGUCACACAGGUGAGAAGCCUUUCUCGUGUAAGACCUGUGGAAAAGCGUUCAUUCAAAAAGGUAAUUUAAAAAUCCACAUGAGAAUUCACACAGGUGAGAAGCUUUUCAGAUGUAUGACCUGUGGCAAAAGUUACGGUCAGAAAGGUAGUUUGGUUUAUCACAUGAGGAGUCACACAGGUGAGAAGCCUUUCUUGUGUUAUGCUUGCGGAAAAUGCUUCAGUCACAAAGGUAUUCUAACAGAUCACAUGAGAACCCACACAGGCGAGAAGCCUUUCUCCUGCAUGACCUGUGGAAAAGGUUUCAGUCAAAAAAAUAGUUUAGUGUAUCACAUGAGAGCUCACACAGGUGAGAAGCCUUUCUCCUGUAUGACCUGUGGAAAAGGUUUUAGUGAAAAAAAUGGCUUGACUUAUCACAUGAGAACUCACACAGGUGAGAGGCCUUUCUCGUGUAUUAGCUGUGGGAAAAGAUUCACUUCUAAAAGUAAUUUAACCAGUCACAUGAGAACCCACACAGGUGAAAUUAAGUAAGGUGAAGAAUUCUUCAGCAAUCCUUUUGGUAACCAACAGUUUAGAAGGUGAAGUAACUAAUAAGUAAUCACAGUUCAUCCAUCCAUCCAUCCAUUGUGAGGGAAUGCCAACUUCUCUCUGUAGUGUCGGAGGGGCUGGGAGCUUUAUGCUGAUGAUGAAAACAUAAAUAGACAAUGUAGAACAUUAUAUGCUCAGGCAAAUUUGGAUCCUGUACAGAUAUGGUUAAAAUAAUGUUUAAAUCAUUCUGUACACAGCUCAUCUCUGGUCCAGUUCUAACAAAAGGAAGCUUGCAAAGGGUGCAGGUGGCCUACAAUGGCGCUUUACAUGAGCUUCUCAGAAGGCCUAGAUGGACCAGUGGAAGUGAGUGAGACAUGUUUGUCUCAGUAGGAUUAAACACGCUGCAAGCUAACUUUCGUAAACUUAUGUAUGGCUUUAUUUGUCGAUUGAAUUAGUCUGUGAAUCAAGUUGUUAUGUCACUAGUUGAUAUCAGAUGUAGUGCCAUUUGUUACCAGUCCAGGAUGUGGAGAUGCUGGUACAGUUGUCUUUUUAAAGUGACUUUUUAAUUUGCUUGUUUUUAUUAUUGUCUGUUGUGAGUGUGUCCUUUUGUAUAUAUUGGACUUCAAGUCCAUAAUAAAGUUUUAAUUGAACUUA